Clarias gariepinus (North African catfish) is the source of this 1452-nucleotide messenger RNA. Its product is annotated as tripartite motif-containing protein 75-like. The transcript is spliced from 6 exons. The coding region runs from base 1 to 1452 and encodes 483 amino acids. The record is from RefSeq and is a predicted model, not a curated record. Gene Ontology annotation, molecular function: protein binding. NCBI's taxonomy places the organism in Eukaryota, Metazoa, Chordata, Actinopteri, Siluriformes, Clariidae.
AUGCGCUUCUUUAAACACAAACACAACCCCGUGCAGAGGUCUCGGCCGGGCUCUACGUCUAGCUCUGCCUCUAGCUCUGCCUCUAGCUCUGCCUCUAGCUUAACGUCUAGCUCUAAUUCUAGCUCAAAGUCUAGCUGUAACUCUAGCUCUAACUCUAGCUGUUACUCUAGCCCUACAUCUAUCUCUCCUUCAACUUAUUCACUGGAUGCUGAUUCAGUGGUACUUUACUGCCUCACAUGCGAUCAGCAGCUCAGCAGCCAAUGUGUGAUUAAGGGCACACACCGGGAUCAUCACCUGAAAGACCUGAAAAGCGUGGUGCACGAUCAAGUGAAAAAACUAAAUGAACUGUCCGGGAAUCUGACAUCCAGAGAAAGGAAGUUUGGUGACCUGAAACCGAGGAUUGCAGCAGCAGAGCGCGAGCUGGAGGAGAUAUGCAGCAGGACACAGGAGACGCUUCAGCAGGAGUACCAUACCCUGCAGACUUUGAUCGAGCAGAAUCAGCAACAGGCUUUUUUCAUCCUGAAUGUACAAAAGCAAACGAUCAAGCGGCAACUCCAUCAGCUGCUCGAGGACACGCAGAACUACCAGAGCAAGUCCACAGCCAUGAGUGAGGACAUAAAACAGCUUAGCAGCAGACAGGAGCAUGAAAACCCAGCCAGCCUGCUGGGAGAGAUCAACACAGUUAAAACCAGCCUGCAUACAAUAAACAAGUUUUACUCCUCUGUGGAAAAGAAGCUUAAAGUCGAUGACACAAGAAUAAAAGCUCUGGAAAACUCCGUCAAGAAAAUAGUGGAAAAAAACAAAGAGCUUCUGCCACGGCCAUGGGAAUUUUCAGAGACUAUCACGUUGGAAGAGAGUAAAGAGGAAGGAAAUCUGCAGAUCUCAGAGGACAAGACAGAGAUGUCAGUGUUCCCAUCAGACAACCUUAGUCAUACUUCUCGGUUAUCAUGGAUUAACCAGCAGGCAUCUCAGAGCUUCAGUAAAGGCCUGCAUUACUGGGAGGUGGAUGUAGGAGGCUGUGAAAGCUGGCAAGUGGGAGUAUUGGAACAAAGCCGGGGUAAAGGCAUCCACAUUUUAGCCCUGUCCCAGGAGAGAAGUUCAUGGGUUCUGGAGCGUGAUGGUGGCGAGCUCUCUGUGCUGUACAACAACGAAUUCAGCAGGGUCAAGGAGAGCAAUGUUCAAACCCUCGGCGUGUUCCUGGAUUGUGAUAAAGGACAACUAAAGUUCUACAAUGUCAAUACAGGCUGCAUUCUGCACUCAUUUAUUGCCAAGUUCAAGCAUUCUGUUUGUCCUGUGUUCAGCAUGCGUCCACAGAAAGACAGUAUGGCCCGACUGAAGAUCUGCAACCUGAUCAAUAUUGAUGACAGCGCACUGGAUACAAACAUCUAUGAGACAGUAAAUAAGGAGGGUAUAGACGAGCCUUACGAGAAUUCAAAUUGGAACCUUUUUUAG